AUGAAUGAGCGCCCCGAAGAAUCCAGUCAGAAGCGUCCUCCACCUCUGAUAAUCAAGUUGAUGGCGGUUCUUUUGAUCUCUUGCAUAAGUUUUGGAUCUCACUGGUAUUCGAGCGUGACUAGUGCCAUGAAAACUACACUUAAGAAGGAAUUGCACAUCACAAAUACGCAAUUCUCCCUGUUAGAGGCAAGUGAGGAUUUUAUGGCGACUGUGUUACUUCCAUUUAGUGGCAUCGUCACGGACCGGUUUGGAGGUGCUCAAAUGAUUGUCUAUGGGAAUAUAAUCUACACUAUCGGGUCAAUCCUUGCCGCUGCUGCUGCCACUGUGCGAUCAUAUCGAUUCAUGAUCGGCGGCCGAGUUAUCCUGGCUUUCGGAGAUAUCGCAACCCAGAUUGCACAGUAUAAGAUGUUUUCCUCGUGGUUUCCACCAAGCAACGGGUUUGCAUCCACUCUAGGCUUGGAACUUGCUAUUGGAAAACUUGGCGGAUUCGCAGGCAAAGCAACAGCAAACAUUAUUGCAAAGAGAACGGGGAACUUCGCUUGGACCUUUUGGGUAGCAGUUUUCAUGAACCUUUUCACCAAUGCAGCUACUGGCGCUUUCUGGUGUUUCAGUAGCUACUGCAACAAGCAUUACAUGGGACGACGUGACCGUGCCACCAACGAGACAUUGACGGAAAAGAACCGAAAGUUUGAAUUUAAAAAAGUCUUCCAAUUGCCCUGGAUGUUCUGGGUGGUACUUUCCUUCUCGCUCUUUCAAACUAGCUCUGCUGUGGUCUUUAGUCAGAAUUCGACUGAGCUUGCUAAGAAAAGAUUCGAUGUUAGCGAUAUAACUGCAGGAUGGUAUAGUGCCCUCGGUGAUUAUGCUGGCUUCUUCCUCGUUCCAUGUCUGGGAAUAUUUCUGGAUGUCUUUGGCAACCGGGCCACAGUCAUGUGUAUUUGUGGGAUUGGAAUGCUUCUUUGUAUGUGUCUGGUCAACUUUGCCUCGACGGCUAAAGGGACUGGUGCUGCAUUCGGAAUCUAUGCCGUAGCAGUAUCUCUGGGACCAACCUCUAUCAUUGAUAGCAUCCGGACGGUGCUGUGGCACCAAACCGUGUUUGGUUCUGCGUAUUCACUAAAGGUCACCAUGAACAAUGCUAUGAACGUCAUCGUGCGAAUAAUUACCGGGGCACUGCAAGAUGCAGACAAUGACUCCUAUCGUCGAGCUGUGCGAGUAUAUCUUUUUCUUGCUGCUGCCGCGGUUGCAGUCGGAUGUGCACUCUUUGUCGGUUCCUUCUUUACCAACACACUGGCCCAGCUGCAGUGGACGCGGCAGUAUCGUCUGCGAAAUGGCGGAGAAAUCAUUAGUUCCAUGAAGCACAAUCAUCUUAUUGUUAAUGCAACACGUAACAAACGAGUCUCGCUUGGUUGUUUCUGUGCUCUUGUUUUGCUGACUGUUGGGAGUUGGUCUGCCUAUAUCUGGGGAGCUGUGACAGGCCACAACUCAAAUUAG
Molecule: messenger RNA, 1488 nt
Organism: Talaromyces proteolyticus
Lineage: Eukaryota; Fungi; Ascomycota; Eurotiomycetes; Eurotiales; Trichocomaceae
Product: putative MFS transporter
Exons: 8
Coding region: 1-1488 (495 amino acids)
Biological process (GO): transmembrane transport
Molecular function (GO): transmembrane transporter activity
Source: RefSeq, a predicted model, not a curated record